GAAACAAUAAAUAAAAAAACAAAUAAAUAAAUAUCGGUGGCGACCUUCGUCUUUCGUUGACCAAACAAAGCUACAACGCUCUUUGCUCCGUGUGAAGGGGAAGAAAAUCAUCGGUGCCGUCUGUUUUCGAAAGUUGGAUCAAUUCAACGUUUAAUAGGAUCAUACUAGAAUGGGAGGAGGGUUUAGAGUAUUGCAUUUGGUGAGGCCGUUCUUGGCUUUCUUGCCUGAGGUCCAGAGUGCUGACAGGAAGGUGCCUUUCAGAGAGAAGGUUAUCUACACUGUCAUCUCUCUCUUCAUCUUCCUCGUCUGCAGUCAGCUUCCUCUCUAUGGUAUCCACUCCACCACCGGUGCUGAUCCUUUCUACUGGAUGCGUGUCAUUCUUGCUUCCAACCGUGGGACUGUGAUGGAGCUUGGUAUUACUCCUAUCGUCACCUCUGGGCUCGUGAUGCAGCUCUUGGCUGGUUCUAAGAUUAUUGAGGUUGACAACAAUGUCCGUGAGGACCGUGCCCUCUUGAAUGGUGCUCAGAAGCUUCUUGGUAUUCUGAUUGCCAUCGGCGAGGCUGUUGCUUACGUUCUUUCCGGAAUGUAUGGCCCCGUUGGACAGCUUGGUGUUGGAAACGCCAUUCUAAUCAUCCUCCAGCUCUUCUUUGCUGGAAUCAUUGUUAUCUGCCUUGACGAGCUUCUUCAGAAAGGAUACGGUCUCGGCUCAGGAAUCUCCCUUUUCAUCGCCACCAACAUCUGUGAGAGCAUUAUCUGGAAGGCAUUUAGCCCAACCACCAUUAACACUGGCCGUGGAGCUGAGUUUGAAGGCGCUGUCAUCGCGUUGUUCCAUAUGCUGAUAACUAAGUCCAACAAGGUUGCAGCUCUCCGCCAAGCGUUCUACCGGCAGAACCUUCCGAAUGUCACCAACUUGCUCGCCACUGUCUUGAUCUUCCUGAUUGUCAUCUACUUCCAAGGCUUCCGUGUGGUUUUGCCUGUGAGAUCAAAGAAUGCCCGUGGGCAACAGGGUUCUUACCCAAUCAAGCUGUUCUACACCUCUAACAUGCCCAUCAUUCUCCAGUCCGCUCUCGUCUCAAAUCUGUACUUCAUCUCUCAGCUUCUCUACAGGAAGUUCAGUGGAAACUUCUUUGUGAACCUUUUGGGACAAUGGAAAGAGUCUGAGUACAGUGGGCAAUCUAUUCCAGUUAGUGGUCUGGCUUACCUCAUCACUGCUCCAGCAAGCUUCUCUGACAUGGCAGCUCAUCCGUUCCAUGCUCUGUUCUACAUUGUUUUCAUGCUCACUGCUUGUGCUCUUUUCUCAAAGACAUGGAUUGAGGUCUCCGGAUCUUCAGCUAGGGACGUAGCUAAGCAGCUUAAGGAACAACAAAUGGUGAUGCCUGGACACAGAGAGUCAAACUUACAGAAGGAGCUGAACAGGUAUAUCCCAACAGCAGCAGCUUUCGGAGGAGUGUGCAUCGGUGCAUUGACCGUGCUGGCUGAUUUCAUGGGAGCCAUUGGGUCGGGGACUGGGAUUCUCUUGGCGGUCACAAUCAUAUAUCAGUAUUUCGAGACGUUCGAGAAGGAGAAAGCAAGUGAACUCGGCUUCUUUGGGUUCUAAGUUUGGCCUUGAAGUUGUUAAACUUUGCUUAGGCAAAAGAGCAGAGAAGGCACGCUAGCUUAGCUUUCUGUGCCCAACCUCAAAAAGGGUUCUAACAAAGUUUGGAGUAGUCCUUUCUUGUUGUUUAAACAAAGAUUUCACUUGUAGUUUUUUCUUUUCUUUUUUUUUAAUACAAUUUAUGUUUUUUUGUUGCAUUUAUAAGUUAAAAACCUUUUGGUGAUA
This is a messenger RNA of Raphanus sativus (radish), 1819 nucleotides long. RefSeq lists its product as uncharacterized. The coding region runs from base 170 to 1597 and encodes 475 amino acids. The transcript has 7 exons. Gene Ontology annotation, biological process: post-translational protein targeting to membrane, translocation; SRP-dependent cotranslational protein targeting to membrane, translocation. NCBI's taxonomy places the organism in Eukaryota, Viridiplantae, Streptophyta, Magnoliopsida, Brassicales, Brassicaceae. Gene Ontology annotation, molecular function: transmembrane protein transporter activity; signal sequence receptor activity; ribosome binding. The record is from RefSeq and is a predicted model, not a curated record. Gene Ontology annotation, cellular component: Sec61 translocon complex; membrane.